AUGGCUACUAACAACCCAUUCGCAGCGCUGUUAGACCCUCGUGAUAUAACGGCUAAGCUUGCUGUCAUACAGCCGGCUGCUGAUUGGGAUGCUCCUAUUAAACUCACUCUCACGGAGGCGGCGUUGAAAGAUACUUCGUAUGAAUGUAUAUCCUAUGAUCGUUCGAGCGUCACGGCCGUGCCCACACGAAGGAGUGCCCCGCCACCGCCUCCUGCCGACAAAACGAUGACCAUCUCAAUCGAUGGACAGGAUCAGGAUAUUCCCCAUCACCUCGAAAGUGCGUUGCGUAUGUUUAGACGCAAAGAGAGGCAGCGUACCAUAUGGGCUGACGUCCUUGUAAGCCGCACCGUCGAAGAGCGCAGUGCCCAAGCCGACGUGCAGCGGUUCGUGUUGGGAAACGCAGAGCGAACGUUAUGUUGGCUAGGUCCAGACGAUGGGGAAUCUACAACUAAGGCUUUUGAAACUAUUCAUGAGAUGGCGCGUCGCUUCUGGGAAGCCUGCCGGCACGUUGGAAUUGGACCUGAUAUGAGGCUAUCUCAAGCGACACCGCAGCAAAUGACCGGAAUCAAGGAUCAUCUUUUCAGCUGCCCCUAUAACGACCUGGAUUCCUUCAACUUUCGUCACUGGGGUAAUAUCUACGACAUUUUCGGCUCGAAGUACUGGUGUUCUGUACAAGCCAUAGCCGACAUCGUGCUUGCGAAGGCACCUAUCGUCGUGUGUGGCCGAAGCAACAUUCCCUGGGAUGCCUAUAUCGCCGCUACUCGUGCUAUGGUCUAUUUCCAGCUCAAGUUCUUCAAGGUCCCGUUCCUACCUCAUGUUUUGAAGGGCUUCCAAAUCUCCAACGAGAUCGAGGUCGCUGCGCGUAAGAAGCGGUUGGGCGAGGCUGUCGAGUUGUUACCUAUGAUCCAGACUGCUCGAGAUUGCGACUCCAAAGACCCGAGAGAAAACGUCUUUUCAAUGCUGCAUGUUGUAACGCCGUCCGCGCGCACUAGACAUCAUGGAGCUGGUGCCCAACCUUUACCAAAGAUCGACCAUUCCAAGACCGCACAGCAGGUAUUCACCGAGGUUGCUCGUUAUUCCAUACUAGAACGUCAGGAUUUUAUGUUAUGGUACAGCGAACGCCCACCAUGUACAAAACGUUUAAAGGGACUACCGAGUUGGGUUCCCGACUUCAGCGCCCCGCCGCCUCAAUGCACAAGCAACUCUUUCUUCAAUCCCAAUAUGGGCAUGCGUCUCUGGUGGGAGGCUGUCCCUCACCGCUUCAGGAAACCUAUCACUGUAUCCGCCGAAGACAAUGCCGUGCAUCUUCAAGUGCGACCGCUAGAUCGCAUCGUGCAUGUCUCGCCCGUAGUAUUCAACGGGGGCAACUUCCGACGCCUGUGCUUCACCGAGUUCAACAACCUCCCGUCAGAAACAUCCAAUAACGAAACCCUUGCCCAAAGAACCGAGCGUUUCUGGCGCGCGAUCCUCCUCAAUGGGAGUGACCAGACAGGCGCAACCAUGCGGGAGAGACUGCCACCGCCGUCUUCUCUAGGCGUGCACUUUGAUAGCUUAAUAGCCGAGGAAAGCAUAUUGAAAGCUCUAGACUGCACCAUGGUCGACCUACAGACGCCCGAGAACGCGGCGCGCAUACAAAACUCACCCGAGCUACUGGCACUGGUACCUCGAUGCGACAACGCCAAGCCCUUUGAGGACUUAUUAUUAAGUAACGCCUGUGGACGCCGGUUCUUUAGGACUGCGGGCGGCAGGUUCGGUAUGACUGCUAUCGAGGAUGUGGUAGCCGCCGACAACAACUUAGUAGGCAAAGAACCGCAGGACGAGGAAGGGGAUGUGAGGGCGAAUCUCGGUCAGUUGAUGAGCGACCCCCUUCAGAACCUUUUAAUGCAGGGAUUCCAGCAGUACCUGAACCAGCGGUCCCCAGAAACCGCGCCUAUACUUGCCCGGGCUAUAAGAGGUGAUAUGCCAGGGCAGAACCCAGAUCAACGCACGGAUAGUGGCACGCGGGAAGGUGAUAUUAUCGUAGCUGCUAUUGGCGGAUUCUUCCCGUACGUCUUACGACCUAAAUCUCAGUCUCAGCAAGCAGGAGAGACAGGGGAGGAAAGCAGCUCGGGGCCUACCGCUCAGGCUGAUGAAGAACCGUCAACGUAUGAGUUUAUUGGCGAUUGCUAUUUUCACGGGGCGAUGGAUGGAGAAGACUUUACUGCAGCCGGUAACUUCGAUACAAGACAUAUUGCUAUAGAUUUAUCGAAGAUUGUUGAUAUUACAAUUGUAUAA
Molecule: messenger RNA, 2274 nt
Organism: Daldinia loculata
Lineage: Eukaryota; Fungi; Ascomycota; Sordariomycetes; Xylariales; Hypoxylaceae
Exons: 1
Coding region: 1-2274 (757 amino acids)
Source: RefSeq, a predicted model, not a curated record